This is a messenger RNA of Diaporthe citri, 939 nucleotides long. RefSeq lists its product as uncharacterized. The coding region runs from base 1 to 939 and encodes 312 amino acids. Gene Ontology annotation, molecular function: structural constituent of ribosome. Gene Ontology annotation, cellular component: mitochondrial large ribosomal subunit. Gene Ontology annotation, biological process: translation. The record is from RefSeq and is a predicted model, not a curated record. The transcript has 2 exons. Lineage: Eukaryota; Fungi; Ascomycota; Sordariomycetes; Diaporthales; Diaporthaceae.
AUGCCUCCCAGAAUACCAAUCUCGCAGGUCACAAGAUGCUGCCGGACCUCAAUUGAGCGACGGGGCGUCCCAGGGACCGCGAGCACCCCGCUCGCUUCACUGUUCGCUGCGCUCUCGAUACAGCAGGUGCCCGCACAACCGGCGAGGUCGCAAGCACGGAGCGCAUCCAUCCUCGCCAACCUCCGCGACAACAAAGGGGCAUACAACAAGCGUAUCCGAAAAGGUCGUGGUCCAUCCUCCGGCUACGGCAAGACGUCCGGCCGCGGUCACAAGGGUCAGGGUCAGCAUGGCCACGUGAAGCCUUGGUUCCAGGGUGGGCAGACGCCCUUGAUCUUCAAGCAUGGUUCAAGGGGCUUCGUGAACCACCGCAAAGAAGUAAUGUCCGAAGUCAACCUCGACCGCCUGCAAGCCUGGAUCGACGCGGGCCGCAUCGACCCGACAAAGCCCAUCACGCCUAAGGAGAUCAUCCAGUCGGGCCUGCUGGGGCGCGCAAAGGACGGCGUGAAGCUACUGGCGCGCGGGUCGACGGAGCUCCGCUCCCCGCUCGAGAUCGUGGUGUCGCGCGCGUCCGCGUCCGCGAUCGAGGCCGUGGAGCGCGCGGGCGGCAAGAUCGUCACGCGGUACUACACCAAGGACUCGAUCAGGCGGCUGCUAAAGGGCCGGAGCGUCAACACGGCGGAGCCGCUGCCCGUGGGAGAGCACCACGUCCAGGAGGUGCUGGAGAGGGCGAGGGCGAGCCCGUUCACUUACAGGCUGCCGGACCCGACGAGCCGGUGGGACAUCGAGUACUACCGCGACCCGGCGCACAGGGGUUACCUGAGCCACCGCCUGAAGCCGGGUGAGAGUCCGUCGCUGUACUUUAAGGUGCCGGGCGAGCAGGUCGCGAAGAGGGCUGCUAAGGCGGAGAAGGAGGAGGAGGGUGAUACGACGCUGUUCUGA